CAGAUAGACUGCCAGUGCUCGGCAAGACGGACUGGCAGCCUAACUCCAAAGCUUCAUCGACGACGCGGUUGUAGUAGCCCGCGAGCGCACCAGGACGACAGAGCAGAACAGUGAGACCAACCAGGGCAGGUUCAUUACCUCCGCGUGACAAACUACCGCACCACGAUGGGCCGUGUGGGUGUGCUGCGGCAGUAUAUGGCCACCGUUUUAGUGAAUCUACUCGGUGUUAGCUAUGGAAUGAUCAGUGGCUGGUCCUCGUCCGCUCUGCCCACGCUGCAGACAUCCGCCGGUGAUGAGAGGCUGCUGGAGUCGGGAGCCAUUACGCUGCAGCAAGCGUCCUGGAUCGGUGGCGCCCUCUGUCUGGGUGGGAUUGUCGGUACGCUCGUCGGUGGUGCGAUUGUGGACCGGCUCGGACGCAAGUGGACGGCUUGGAUAGCGGGACUGCCGUUGGUCGUGUGCUGGGUGCUGGUCAUCAUGGCCAAUCAUCCCGGCUAUCUGAUGGGAGCUCGCUUUCUCGGUGGGCUGGCGGGUGGUAUUGAGUUUGUCGUAACCCCACUCUACGUGUCCGAAAUAGCCUGCACAAGUCACCGAGGUACGCUGUCCUCGUUGCUCAUCCUGUCGUGUUGUUUGGGCGUGGAGUUUGCAUAUCUUGCCGGUGCACUGCUGCAUUAUUACACCAUCCCGUGGGUCUCCGUCAGCGUUCCAGUGUUUUUUCUCGCAACCUUCUGUUUCCUGCCCGAAACUCCGUCCCAUUUAGCCAAGGUGCAAAAGCUUGCGGCUGCCGAACGCUCAUUGCGCUUCUUCCGUGGCAUCCGGUCGGAAAAGGACACUAUCGGGGAGGAUGAGUACGUCCGUGAGCUUCAGCUGCUACAGAGCGUACACGCCAAGGACGCAACCGUGCUAUCGUGGAGCGAUUUCAGUUAAAAUUCCCAAUAUCCUUUUCUGUGCCUUUUUUCACCAAAACGGAUAUUAAAACGGGCGGGGUUUUCUUUCCCUUUUUGCAUUCAUUUUCUAGCGAGCCGCCAUGCACAGCUUGG
Molecule: messenger RNA, 1037 nt
Organism: Anopheles coluzzii
Lineage: Eukaryota; Metazoa; Arthropoda; Insecta; Diptera; Culicidae
Product: solute carrier family 2, facilitated glucose transporter member 8-like
Exons: 4
Coding region: 166-924 (252 amino acids)
Biological process (GO): transmembrane transport
Cellular component (GO): membrane
Molecular function (GO): transmembrane transporter activity
Source: RefSeq, a predicted model, not a curated record